Coregonus clupeaformis (lake whitefish) is the source of this 2317-nucleotide messenger RNA. RefSeq lists its product as uncharacterized. NCBI's taxonomy places the organism in Eukaryota, Metazoa, Chordata, Actinopteri, Salmoniformes, Salmonidae. Bases 1 to 2199 code for a protein of 732 amino acids. The record is from RefSeq and is a predicted model, not a curated record. The transcript is spliced from 6 exons.
AUGGUCCUGCUAUUCCUGGAGAGGCUCCCUCCUGCAUCAGAGGACCUUGUGUCAGAGUUCCUCACUGUCGCCGAUCGUAUCUGCACGCUGUUUCAAAGCAUCACUGCCAGAUUCCGCAACAUCAUUAAUGAGGACCUGGAGAAAUGUACAGACUCUGACAGUAAGCAGUACUGGGCUUACACCUUCUACUGGGAGUACAUGAAGAGGUACCCAUCAUCCCAGUGCCUGGGGAUUGAAGCCUUCACAUGUGAUGAGGAGAGAUGUUUAGUGGUGGCCAACUUGUUUGCAAAGAAAAUGUACCCCAAGAUGUUCCUCUCAGCAGAAGACUUCGACACGGCUGAAGAUUCAGGGAGCAAUGGAUCUGUGGACAUGAACCUGGCAAUCUCCCACGAAUUUGUCCCUAACCCUGUCAAGGUGUUGGAGGUGCUUCGACCCCUGUCACUGCCAGACAUCAAAGAGCCCUUGACCACUAUCCAUGACAAAGUGGUGGACAACACAACAACAACCCUGGUUGCUGCCCCAGUUAAGGUGGACAACAUCACAACACCCCUGGCCCUGACCAUUAACUUAGUCAACCUCAAGGUUACGGAUGAACCAGUUGACCUCCAGUCAGGGGAUGUUGUGGUCAAACACCCAGCACCCUGCAUUCCAACCGCAGGCUUUGCCACGGCACCAUGCAUACUACCCCCAGGCUUUGCCCCGGCACCCUGCACCCCACCACCAGGCUUUGCCCCAGCACCCUGCAUUCCACCCCCAGGCUUUGCCCCGGCACCCUGCACCCCACCACCAGGCUUUUCCCCAGCACCCUGCCCCCCACCACCAGGCUUUGCCCCAGCACCCUGCAUUCCACCCCCAGGCUUUGCCCCGGCACCCUGCACCCCACCACCAGGCUUUGCCCCAGCACCCUGCAUUCCACCCCCAGGCUUUGCCUCGGCAUCCUGCACCCCACCACCAGGCUUUGCUCUUGCAUCCUUCCCCCCACCACCAGUCCCUCCCCCGUCCAUCCUGAGACACAUUGUCCUCCGGUUCUUGGAGAAGUCAGGCUGUGCUCCGGCACACUGCACCCCACCACCAGGCUUUGCCCCGGCACCCUGCACCCCACCACCAGGCUUUGCCCCAGCACCCUGCAUUCCACCCCCAGGCUUUGCCUCGGCAUCCUGCACCCCACGACCAGGCUUUGCCCCGGCACCCUGCACCCCACCACCAGGCUUUGCCCCAGCACCCUGCAUUCCACCCCCAGGCUUUGCCCCGGCACCCUGCACCCCACCACCAGGCUUUGCCCCAGCACCCUGCAUUCCACCCCCAGGCUUUGCCACGGCACCCUGCACCCCACCACCAGGCUUUGCCCCAGCACCCUGCAUUCCACCCCCAGGCUUUGCCUCGGCAUCCUGCACCCCACCACCAGGCUUUUCCCCAGCAACCUGCACUCCGUCGCCAUGCUUUGCAGCUAAUGCCAUGCCAGGCUUUGGCACGAAAGUCAUCCUGAAAGAAAUGGUCCUGCUAUUCCUGGAGAGGCUCCCUCCUGCAUCAGAGGACCUUGUGUCAGAGUGCCUCACUGUCGCCGAUCGUAUCUGCACGCUGUUUCAAAGCAUCACCGCCAGAUUCCGCAACAUCAUUAAUGAGGACCUGGAGAAAUGUACCGACUCUGACAGUAAGCAGUACUGGGCUUACACCUUCUACUGGGAGUACAUGAAGAGGUACCCAUCAUCCCAGUGCCUGGGGAUUGAAGCCUUCACAUGUGAUGAGGAGAGAUGUUUAGUGGUGGCCAACUUGUUUGCAAAGAAAAUGUACCCCAAGAUGUUCCUCUCAGCAGAAGACUUCGACACGGCUGAAGAUUCAGGGAGCAAUGGAUCUGUGGACAUGAACCUGGCAAUCUCCGACGAAUUUGUCCCUAACCCUGUCAAGGUGUUGGAGUGGCUUCGACCCCUGUCACUGCCAGACAUCAAAGAGCCCUUGACCACUAUCCAUGACAAAGUGGUGGACAACACAACAACAACCCUGGUUGCUGCCCCAGUUAAGGUGGACAACAUCACAACACCCCUGGCCCUGACCAUUAACUUAGUCAACCUCAAGGUUACGGAUGAACCAGUUGACCUCCCGUCAGAAGAUGUUGUGGUCAUCAAACCAAAGAAAAGCAGAGUCAUGAGAUUCUUCCGUCGACUUUUCUGCUGCAUGUCCAAAGAUGAUUUCAAGGUGUGAACCUGACCAGCUUUUCAGCUGAUGACUUCAGAUCACACACACCCAUUUACAUUACAUUUACAUUUUAUCCAGAGCGACUUACAGUUAGUGCAUACAUUUUCAUACUGGCCCCCCUGGC